Dioscorea cayenensis subsp. rotundata (Guinea yam) is the source of this 882-nucleotide messenger RNA. RefSeq names its product transcription termination factor MTEF1, chloroplastic. The record is from RefSeq and is a predicted model, not a curated record. Bases 1 to 882 code for a protein of 293 amino acids. Gene Ontology annotation, biological process: regulation of DNA-templated transcription. Gene Ontology annotation, molecular function: double-stranded DNA binding. The transcript has a single exon. NCBI's taxonomy places the organism in Eukaryota, Viridiplantae, Streptophyta, Magnoliopsida, Dioscoreales, Dioscoreaceae.
AUGGCGAUGGUUCGUCUCCAUCUCCAACCCCCAUUCUCCUCAAAACCUCUCCCAAACCCUAACCCUAGCCCUCUUCCCUCGUCGGAGAUCCUCACCUCAACCUCCGAUGCCGGCCUUCUCUUCCGCGAGAAGCUGCUCUACCUCCAGCGUGACCUCCAUAUCGACGCCUCCCGCGCCCUUGCCGCCAAUCCCGCUCUCCGCUCCGCCCCCCUUCCCUCUCUUCGUGCCGCCUCUGACGUCCUCCUGUCCCAUGGAUUUCUCCCUGACGACGCCUCGCGUAUCCUUUCCCACCACCCCUCUCUCCUCACCUCCGACCCUGAGGACCCCUUGAUUGCCGCCCUCCGCUUUCUUCGAGGCCCUGUAGGCAUUCCCUUAUCUCACCUCCGCCGCACCGUCCUCCGCUGUCCUCGCCUUCUUGUCACAUCCGUCCCCAACCAACUCCAGCCCACCCUCUACUUCCUCCGCCGCUUCGGAUUUGUCGGCUCCCACCGCAUCACCUCUCAGACCGCCCUCCUUUUGGUUUCCAGCGUCGAGAAAACCCUAAUUCCGAAACUGGACUUCAUCCAAAGCUUGGGCUUUUCUUAUAAAGAGACACAGAAGAUGGUUCUGAGGUCGCCUGGGUUGUUGACGUUUAGCAUUGAAAACAAUUUCAAGCCCAAGUGGGACUUUUUGGUUAAUGAAAUGGGAAGAGACCUUAAGGAGCUGAAAGAAUUCCCUCAGUAUUUUGCUUUUAGCUUGGAAGGCAGGAUCAAGCCGCGACAACAAAUGCUGGUGGAGAGCGGGUUGUCUAUGCCAUUGGCUGAUAUGCUGAAGCUCAGUGAUGGUGCAUUCAGGGAGCAGUUGAUAGAUUUAAGAAUUGCGUCGCUGGAUAAGAGGUUGUAG